UGAAACAGUGGUGGUAGAAGGCAGCCUAGGGCAGGCGAGAGAGGAAGAGGGAAAACCCCGUCAGUGCCGUACCGGGAGUCGUGAAAGUCGGACUUCCCUCUCGUUCCCACCGAAUCUUCUCUCGCUCUAGCGCAUAUUAUCCCGUCUGUCCCCUUGUUCCUCUCCCGUCCAUGACUGUGUAUCAUGUCCAGCUGUGUCAUACAGGAUAUAACUAGCAGGAAACCAUGCAUCGCGACCGCUGGCGGGGAAAAUAUUGCUUUAGCAAAGGAGAGUGAACUUGGAUGACAAGGGGCAGCCUUUGAUCAAGUUGAUCGCUAGUGAAGAACUUCUUUGCGAUUUAGUGAUCAGCGAUUCAUUCAAAUCUCACUUUUAAUACAAGAGUUAUUUCAUGUUGAUGUCCGUAUAUUUACAUUAAGAGCAUUCCAAAGGUUUCCAUAAGUGAAUUUUCCUGUAGAAUUAAAAAUAUUUACGUCUAUAAAAUAUGACAAAACAAAUUUUAAAAUAUCCUAAAUGUAAAUUGGAAAAGAUACAAUAGAAUUCAACCCUAACCUAGUAAGGAGAACUUUUCCGAUUGUUACAUCAGAAAAGUCUUAAAAGACAAUAUACCUCCAGGGAACUCCAAGUGUCAACUAUUCUGCGAUCACAUAUCAGACCUCAGCUACGAGGAUAUACCACAGCGGCGGGUUGGGGGGGUGGAGGGCAGUGAAGUGUGCACCGAGGCUGUUUGUUCGUUCAAGAGGUUCACUUGUGUGCUCUCCAGCUCGCUAUGAACGUCACGCUGCUCGUAGUUGCUCUAGCAGUGGGUGGAGCUGGUGGUCAGGGGCUGAUACCUCCUCCUCCACUGGUCACAGACCAGCCAUACUUCGACUCCAGCAUGCUGACCAACCAGACCGCUCACGUGGGCCGCCAGGCAGAACUACACUGCCGGGUGCAUUCCAUCGGUAACAGAACAGUGUCGUGGAUUCGGGGUCGAGACCUGCGCAUCCUGACGGUGGGUCGGUACACCUACACGACGGACCUGCGCUACGAGUCCCUACACCAGGAAGGCACGAACCAGUGGACCUUGAGGAUUAAGUCUACCCAACCCAGGGAUCAGGGCACGUAUGAGUGUCAGAUAAGCACCAAACCAAUCAAGGCCUUCACUAUAUAUCUCAGGGUUCUAGAGCCCAGAGGUGAGAUCCUGGGCUCACCAGACCUGUACGUACAGAAGGGCAGUAUGAUCAACUUAACCUGCAUCCUGUACGACCUGCCUGAGCCUCCAGCCUACGUCCUCUGGUACCACGAAAAUAAGAGCUUCAGCUACAGCAGCAGCCGGGGCGGGGUAUCCAUCAUCUUGGAAAAGGGCCCCACCACCAUCAGUUACCUCUUGCUUACCUCCGCCCGUCUGGCAGACACGGGGAUGUACACUUGUGCUGCCUCUAACCUCAACACCACCAGUGUCAUGCUUCACGUUCUUGAUGGUGAGGAGCCAGCAGCCAUGCAGAAGAACCACUCACUCCCUCACUCAAGACACCUGCCCACACCUGCAGGCGGUGGUUAUCCAGUUCCUGUACAAGCCAACAACAACAGCAGCACCAGUAGCAUCACCAGCAGCAGCAACAGCAGUAGCAGCAACACAAGCUGCAGCAUCAGAAGCCCCAGCAGAGUUAGCAGAAUGCUCACAAGACUAGCGGUGUCUGCAAUCUUACUGAGAGUACACUUCCCUAUAUGGCCGGACCCAACUUAAUGAACAAAAUCGCUGUUUACUCAUCUGAUUGUCUGCGAAUACACACAUACGAUUGCUUAAGCUUUCUCCAGUCUAGUUGAUUAGCUCUCUCUAUACUCAUGUUGGUUUGCCUAGUUGCUUAAUAAAUUCUUUUACAAUUGUUAUACAGGAUUCUUUAGCAAGUUAAUUACGUUCGUUUACACAAUUUUCAAUUUAGCAAAAUAAUUACCCAGCUGCUUAAGUUUUUUGCACAGUGUAAAUUUUUACAUAUUUUUUUUUCAAGUUUUCCAAUCCAUUCUUUACAUUUUAAUUAAAUAUUUUUCCUUUCUUGUUUACAUUUUAAUGUUUGAAUUAUACCAAAUUUAAGUUUUUAUUAAAAUUUGUCUAAUUCCUCUCUGUGAACGUUUUGUUUUUCCUGUUUGCAUGGACGUGUGUGUGUGUGUGUGUGUGUGUGUGUGUGUGUGUGUGUGUGUGUGUGUGAUGCAUGUGUGAUGUGUUUGUGUGUACUCACCUAUUUGUGGUUGCAGGGAUCGAGUCAUAGCUCAUGGCCCAGACUCUUCACUGAUCGCUGUGUGAGUGUAUGCCUGUGCUGUU
Cherax quadricarinatus is the source of this 2299-nucleotide messenger RNA. Its product is annotated as zwei Ig domain protein zig-8. Lineage: Eukaryota; Metazoa; Arthropoda; Malacostraca; Decapoda; Parastacidae. Gene Ontology annotation, cellular component: neuron projection membrane. The record is from RefSeq and is a predicted model, not a curated record. Gene Ontology annotation, biological process: synapse organization.